AUGGAGGGCAGCCCGGGCCCGCGGGGGCGCGCGGCGGGGGCGCGCGAGAAGGGCCGGCGGCAGGCGGUGCGCGGCCCGGCCUUCAUGUUCCGCGCGCGCGGCUGCAGCCUGACGGCCGAGGAGGAGCGCUUCCUCGACGCCGCCGAGUACGGCAACAUCCCGGUGGUGCGCAAGAUGCUGGAGGAGUCGCGCUCGCUGAACGUCAACUGCGUGGACUACAUGGGCCAGAACGCGCUGCAGCUGGCCGUGGGCAACGAGCACCUGGAGGUCACCGAGCUGCUGCUCAAGCGCGAGAACCUGGCGCGCAUCGGCGACGCGCUGCUGCUGGCCAUCAGCAAGGGCUACGUGCGCAUCGUGGAGGCCAUCCUCAACCACCCCGGCUUCGCGGCCAGCGGGCGCCUGACGCUGAGCCCCUGCGAGCAGGAGCUGCAGGACGACGACUUCUACGCCUACGACGAGGACGGCACGCGCUUCUCGCCCGACAUCACGCCCAUCAUCCUGGCCGCGCACUGCCAGAAGUACGAGGUGGUGCACAUGCUGCUGCUCAAGGGCGCGCGCAUCGAGCGGCCGCACGACUACUUCUGCCGCUGCGCCGACUGCGGCGACCGGCAGCGCCUCGACUCCUUCAGCCACUCGCGCUCCAGGAUCAACGCCUACAAGGGCCUGGCCAGCCCGGCCUACCUGUCGCUGUCCAGCGAGGACCCCGUGCUCACCGCCCUGGAGCUCAGCAACGAGCUGGCCAAGCUGGCCAACAUCGAGAAGGAGUUCAAGAACGACUACCGGAAGCUCUCCAUGCAGUGCAAGGACUUUGUGGUGGGCGUGCUGGACCUAUGCCGGGACUCGGAGGAGGUGGACGCCAUUCUCAACGGGGACCUGGAGGCAGCAGAGCCCACCCCUCCGGAGCUGCACAGGCGCAAGGCCUCACUGAGCCGCGUCAAGCUGGCCAUCAAGUACGAGGUGAAGAAGUUUGUGGCUCACCCCAACUGCCAGCAGCAGCUCCUGACCAUCUGGUACGAGAACCUCUCGGGCCUGCGGGAGCAGACGGUGGCCGUCAAGUGUCUGGUGGUGCUGGUGGUGGCCCUGGGCCUCCCGUUCCUGGCCAUAGGCUACUGGAUCGCGCCCUGCAGCCGGCUGGGGAGGACCCUGCGGAGCCCCUUCAUGAAGUUUGUGGCCCACGCCGCCUCCUUCAUCAUCUUCCUGGGCCUCCUGGUGUUCAAUGCCUCCGACAGGUUUGAAGGCGUCAGCACGCUGCCCAAUGUCACCGUGACCGACCACCCCAGGCAGGUCUUCAGGGUGAAGACCACCCGCUUCACGUGGACCGAGAUGCUCAUCAUGGUCUGGGUCCUCGGGAUGAUGUGGUCCGAGUGCAAGGAGCUCUGGCUGGAGGGGCCACGUGAGUAUGUCCUGCAGCUGUGGAACGUGCUGGACUUUGGGAUGCUCUCCAUCUUCAUCGCCGCCUUCACCGCCAGGUUCCUGGCUUUCCUGCAGGCCACGAGGGCACAGCAGUAUGUGGACAGCCACGUGCAGGAGAGCGACCUGAGCCAGGCCGCCCUCCCGCCGGAGGUCCGGUACUUCACGUACGCCAGAGACAAGUGGCUGCCGUCGGACCCGCAGCUCAUCUCUGAGGGGCUGUACGCCAUCGCCGUGGUGCUCAGCUUCUCCCGCGUGGCCUACAUCCUCCCGGCCAACGAGAGCUUCGGGCCCCUGCAGAUCUCGCUGGGUAGGACGGUCAAGGACAUCUUCAAGUUCAUGGUCCUCUUCAUCAUGGUGUUCCUGGCCUUCAUGAUCGGCAUGUUCAUCCUCUACUCCUACUACCUGGGGGCCAAGGUGAACGCCGCCUUCACCACCGUGGAAGAGAGCUUCAAGACUUUGUUCUGGUCCAUAUUCGGGCUGUCUGAAGUGACGUCCGUCGUGCUCAAGUACGACCACAAGUUCAUCGAGAACAUUGGCUACGUGCUGUACGGCAUCUACAACGUCACCAUGGUGGUCGUGCUGCUCAACAUGCUGAUUGCCAUGAUCAACAGCUCCUACCAGGAGAUCGAGGACGACAGUGAUGUGGAGUGGAAGUUUGCGCGUUCAAAACUCUGGUUAUCUUAUUUUGAUGACGGGAAAACCUUACCUCCACCCUUCAGUCUCGUUCCCAGCCCGAAGUCAUUUGUCUACUUGAUCCUGCGGCUCAGCAGCUUCUGCAGGUGCCGGCGGGGGCGGCUGCAGAGGGACGUGGAGAUGGGCCCAGGCGGCUCCAAGUCCAGGUUAAACCUCUUCACUCAGUCUAACUCAAGAGUUUUUGAAUCACACAGUUUUAACAGUAUCCUCACUCAGCCGACACGCUACCAGCAGAUCAUGAAGCGCCUCAUCAAGCGCUACGUGCUGAAGGCGCAGGUGGACAAGGAGAACGACGAGGUCAACGAAGGUGAAUUGAAGGAAAUCAAGCAAGACAUCUCCAGCCUCCGCUACGAGCUGCUGGAGGACAAGAGCCAGGCCACCGAGGAGCUGGCCGUCCUGGUCCACAAGCUCAGCGAGAAGCUGCUCCCCGCCCGCUGAGCGGGGUUGGCCGGGCCUGGCUGUGGCACACGCGGCAAUAAUGUCCCACCUGUGAACUACUUGAAACCCCGGUGUACGUGUUAGCGUCAACUGUCUAUCGUGUGGCCCUCCCACAGUCAGGCCUUGACGAGUUUACUCUCUUAUCACAUAAAAACGGUCUGUUUUAUCUGCCUUGACCUUGUAGAUGACUCACCUUUGGUCUGAGGGCCCCGCUUACCGGAGCGUUUGUCAGGUUAGGGUGAGGGCCUUGGCCUGCAGGAGGCCGUGCGCUCCUUGGGGACAGACCGCGUCCGCCCACCUGUGUCUCCAGAGCCCAGAGCGACCCCUGCUGCCCGCAGGUGCUCCACCCACGUCGUUAAAACCACCACCCGAGGGCCUGGCCGGCUCCCUGUAGCGCUCCCCCGCGAGCCAGUGCUGGGGUUUUUCUUUAACAAAAUAACGGAAGAAAUUUUACAACCAGACUAUGGCUGGGUGAGGUUUUCUUAGAAUUUGUAGCGUCACUGAUAACCCUAGAACCAUGGAACUCCAAGUGAAGAAUUCAACACUGAAACGGGCUACUAGGAAAUAUAACCGCACUACAUAGUCAAGUUUAUGGGAUUGCUCAAAACAACACAUUAAAGAUUGCCCUAACGUGUGUGUUCUCGCUCGUCUGUCGUGACCUUCUUUGCUUUCAGUUGUGUGAAUCAGUCAGCAGCGUGGUGAGAGU
This is a messenger RNA of Talpa occidentalis (Iberian mole), 3250 nucleotides long. RefSeq names its product transient receptor potential cation channel subfamily C member 3 (gene TRPC3). Lineage: Eukaryota; Metazoa; Chordata; Mammalia; Eulipotyphla; Talpidae. Gene Ontology annotation, molecular function: inositol 1,4,5 trisphosphate binding; store-operated calcium channel activity; protein binding. Gene Ontology annotation, cellular component: membrane; cation channel complex. The record is from RefSeq and is a predicted model, not a curated record. Gene Ontology annotation, biological process: manganese ion transport; regulation of cytosolic calcium ion concentration; calcium ion transmembrane transport.